Silurus meridionalis is the source of this 2337-nucleotide messenger RNA. It is a transcript of the gene acot20, whose product is annotated as acyl-CoA thioesterase 20. The transcript is spliced from 3 exons. Bases 728 to 2032 code for a protein of 434 amino acids. Lineage: Eukaryota; Metazoa; Chordata; Actinopteri; Siluriformes; Siluridae. Gene Ontology annotation, molecular function: fatty acyl-CoA hydrolase activity. The record is from RefSeq and is a predicted model, not a curated record. Gene Ontology annotation, biological process: fatty acid metabolic process; acyl-CoA metabolic process.
CUGGUCCAAAUGUCUACACAAGGCCCUGGGUUUGGAGCUAAGCGUUAUUUUUGUUGGGGUGCUGGGACAUGACCUUUGGAGACAGGUUGCUGGAACCUAGCUUAAACCCGGCACCGGCCCCUGGCAUGCGUGAUAUAUUCACACUGAAGUACUCACACUAAACAGUAUAAAAAUAUCUAGGUGUAGCCAGGGCCGAAUGUAACCACAUUUUUCCUGAGAAUAAACGAUGAUGUAGGAAAGUAUUCCCCUUCAGUUGUAUUUCCACGCUUCACCACUAGAGUAUUCACAUAUUCACAAUUCAUGAUAAUUGACCUCUGUGACAUCACAGUGCACCGCUCUCGACUGAGGGCUUAAAAGAACCGAACCGACCGAACAGCAGGUUGCAGAUGACAGCAAGAAUCACACCAUACAAGAUCACAUCCUAAGCCAAGUGAAGUUUGAGUGUUCUGAGUCCUACACCGUGUUUUUACUGACACGCUGGGGCGAGUACAAUCUCCUAAUCAGUGUACACCAGAUAGUAAACUUCCUUACUUUUGGCCCUUCGAGCUAGAUAGUAAACUUCCUAACAAUUACGACUUAUUAUUUCAUAAUCUCAAAUAGAUCUUAUAUGCAAAUGAUCAUGAUACAGGAACAGGAAAAAUAUGCAAAUCUUGUAAAGACCUUUUAUGUGUGCCAAAGGUCACAAAGCUGCGAAUGAGAGGAUUUUUGUGGAAGGAUCUGGCAUCCCAUGACUAAAGACAACAUGGCACUGUACAUGAGAGUGCUAGAGCUUUUCAGGAGAACCUCAUGGAGAAUGUUUUCUUCUUCUUCUUCGUCUGGAGUUCGGCUGCGCAUCCUGCCGAGCAGCAGCUGCUUCUUCGAUGAAUCUGUUCAGAUCAAAGUGAGCGGGUUGUCUCCUGGAGAACAUGUGGAGCUUCAGGCCAAACACAAGGACGACAAAGGGGUUGUUUUCAAAGCCAGUGCAACAUACCAAGCAGACGGGCAAGGAGACGUGGAUCUGAACCAUCAUCCGUCAAGGGGUGGAUCCUACACAGGUGUGGAGCCCAUGGGCUUGUUCUGGUCCAUGAUGCCAGAAAGUCCUCACAAGAAGCUGCUCAAGAAAGACGCCUCAGGCCCUGUUCUCGUCCACAUUGAGGCCCACAGAGACGGCCAGAUCCUCAGUCAAGAGACUAAUGAACGCCGGUUUAUGGCUGAUGGAAUGAAGAGGGUUCCUGUAAAUGAGGGAAGGUUACGGGGAACUCUCUUCAUACCACCAGGUCAGCCCGUUCCUGGAAUUAUAGACCUGUAUACGUUAGGAGGCAGCAUAUGUGAGCCACGAGCAGCUCUACUGGCAAACAAAGGGUUUGUGGUGUUCGCUCUGGCUUUCUAUGGCUACCAGGACAUGCCCAAAACAGUGGAUACUCUCCAUCUGGAAUACUUUGAGGAAGGGUUAAAGUUUCUGCAGGAGCAGCCUAAGGUGAAAAAAUCUGGAAUUGGAAUCAUCUCAAUAUCCAAAAGUGGAGAUCUGGCGUUAUCCAUGGCCUCCUUCCUUCCCAACAUCGCAGCCACCGUCUGCAUCAACACCUGCAACGCCAACGUGAUGUUUCCGCUCCAUUACAAAAACACAGUGAUCCCGGGUUUCGUCGGCAACAUCAAGAGAAUCAAAGUAACCAAAUCCGGUAUUUUGAAUAUACGAGAUAUUCUGAAUGACCCGAUGGAGAAGGAGGAGACCCGUGCCACGGUCAUCCCUAUCGAGCGUGCCGGAUGCAGGUUCCUCUUCAUAGUGUCAGGAGACGACAGGAACUGGAACAGCGCCUUUUUUGCAGAACAAGCUUGCAGCAGACUAGCAGCGCAUGGAAAAGCCAACUACGACCUGGUGACCUAUCCCACCGCGGGGCACUUUAUGGAGGUCCCCUACAUGCCCCAUCACCCGUCAGGUCUCCACGCCGCCGUCAAUCAAGUGGUCGCUUUUGGAGGAGAUCCGAAAGCUCACGCACAUGCACAGGUGGAUGCGUGGACGAAGGUUCAAGUGUUCUUCAAAUCAAAUCUGUAACUUACUGAUAUCUAGUCAUAUCUCCAGCAAAUACACUUCACUUCAGCUGUUAUAGAAAAUAAACCAGUCAUAUCAUCCUAUAACACCAUGAAGUGUUUUAUUCCUCUUCUGCACCUCUAAACAUUCACUUUAUUAGAUGAAUAAUAGAUAUAUGAUUUGAAACCACACUAUUGUCUGAGCUGCUGUUUGAGAAAAUCAAUCGUCCAAUCAGAACGCAGGAUUCUGCUAUUCUGUAGUGAACUAAUAAACACCAUGUGUUUUGUUCUAAAAAUAUUUUUUUAAUAAAGAUACAUGUUAUAAACCUG